Monoraphidium neglectum is the source of this 774-nucleotide messenger RNA. RefSeq lists its product as hypothetical. NCBI's taxonomy places the organism in Eukaryota, Viridiplantae, Chlorophyta, Chlorophyceae, Sphaeropleales, Selenastraceae. The transcript is spliced from 4 exons. The record is from RefSeq and is a predicted model, not a curated record. The annotation marks the transcript as partial.
AUGCGCGUCCUGGGGCCCCGCCUCGACGCGCUGCGGCUCGCAGAGCUUCCGCUGCUGCCGGCGCUGCUGCCCAGCCUCGGGAACCUCUCACUCCUGGAGCUGAACGUCGAGCACGGCGGCCUCCGCGGCGCGCCCUGGCGGCAGCUGGGUGCCGCGCUGAUGUCGCUCACGGCGCUGCACUUCGUGCCGCCCGUCAGCCCCGCGGGGGGCGUGCACGGGAUUGGCGAGCAGGUCCAAGCCAUCCUGCCGACUCUGGUGGCUUUUGACCUGCCAGUUGUUGAGAUCUUGGCUGGCCUGAUGAAUUGCGAUGAGUCCGAUGUUGACGAGUUCCUCGAUGGUGUGGAGAAGGCCGAGGAUAGCACCUCGGCCGAGGCCGAGGCUGAUCCAGACGACGCUGCUCUGGCGUCGGAGGACCUGGGCAGCGAAGGAGGCAGCGACGACGACGACGGCGGCGGCGGCGGCGGCUGCUGGGCGUGCGGCGGCCGCCGCGCGCGCGGGGGCGGCAGCGGCGCGGCGGCGGCGGGGGCGACCGCUGCGGGGCCGCGGGCGGAGGGCCUCGCGCCGCAGCUGCGGUCGCUGAUGGUCCGGCAGACGGGGGCGUGGGACGAGCGCGCGGCGCGGCUGCUGCAGAGGUUCACGAGGCUUGAGACGCUGUCACUGCUAUGCGGCGGCGCGCGGCGGGCUGAUGGACAGCAGGGGCUGCGGGGCAGCUCGCUUUGGAACGACCUGGCGCCUUUCACACGGCUGAGGCGGCUGAGGAAGCUGCAGUUGCAC